Purpureocillium takamizusanense is the source of this 2919-nucleotide messenger RNA. RefSeq lists its product as uncharacterized. Bases 193 to 2172 code for a protein of 659 amino acids. Gene Ontology annotation, molecular function: protein binding. The record is from RefSeq and is a predicted model, not a curated record. The transcript has a single exon. Lineage: Eukaryota; Fungi; Ascomycota; Sordariomycetes; Hypocreales; Ophiocordycipitaceae.
CAACUCGUCUCAACUGGCAACAUCACAGAUCCGAAGCGUUCUUUAAAUUGCGCUGCCAGUGCCUUCGCCUCACCCCAAGGCUCUGUCAAUCAUCUCAAACAUAGACAGUGGUUCUGGAGCAUCUACGAUGGCGAGCCGCAAUGACGAACUCCUGAAAAGGCCGCUUUACGGUAACGCGGCCCCGCCCCACCAAUGUCUGGAGGAACGGCGCUGAUGAGACGUGCAGUGUACGACCUACCGGGGGAGGUUCUGGAGACGCUCACGCUCAAGGCCGACUCGGACUCGGUAGCGGUGUUACCAGAGCAGGAUGAGGCGUCGUCGUCGCGCUCGCCAAAGGACAAGAGCCUGAACGCGUCCACCGACAGCCUCGUUGGCUCGCAGUCCUGCUCGCUCUGCGGGCUGGCCUUUGCCACCCUGCUGGACCAGCGCGGCCACCUAAAGUCAGACCUGCACCACUACAACCUCAAGCAGAAGCUGCGGGGCCUGAAGCCCGUCUCGGAAGCCGAUUUUGAGAAGCUGAUUGGCGACCUGGAUGAGUCGCUCUCCGGGUCCGACUCUGAUGAUUCUGAGGACGAGGAUGAGGACGGGCGGCAGGAGUCUACGCUGACGGCGCUGCUCAAGAGGCAGGCGAAGCUGGCUGACAAGAAAGGGGAGGCGGAGGACGACGAGAAUGAGGACGACAACGCAAUGCGCCGCCGGAACAAGGCCAAGCCGCCUCUCAUCUGGUUCAGCUCGCCGGUCCUGCCCGACAAGUCGUACUUUGGGCUCUACCGCGCGAUCCUCACCGGCCAGGAGCUGCGCAACGCGGACCUCGUCGAAGUCCUGCGGAGGAAGCAGGUCGAGCCGAUAUCCGUGCCGCCGAAGCCGGGCAGAGACGGAGGAUCGCUGCCGCCCGUCGCCUACAAGGGGCCUCACAUCUUCCUAUGCAUGAUCGGCGGCGGCCACUUCGCCGCCAUGGUCGUCUCCCUCGCGCCCCGGGCGGCGGCGUCCAAGUCCGGCACCACCAUGAACCGCGAGGCCACGGUCCUGGCGCACAAGACGUUCCACCGCUACACCACCCGGCGCAAGCAAGGCGGCUCGCAGUCCGCAAACGACAGCGCCAAGGGCGCGGCGCACUCGGCGGGCUCGAGCCUGCGCCGGUACAACGAGCAGGCCCUCGUCGCGGACGUGCGGGCGCUGCUGCACGACUGGAAGGCCCUCCUGGACACGUCCGAGCUGCUCUUCGUCCGCGCCACGGGGACGACGAACCGCAGGACGCUGUUUGGGCCGUACGAGGGGCAGGUGCUGCAGCACAACGACACGCGCAUCCGCGGCUUCCCCUUCAGCACGAGGAGGGCCACGCAGAACGAGCUCAUGCGCUCCUUCAUCGAGCUGACGCGCCUCAAGGUCCGAGAGAUCGACCCCGAGAAGGAGGCCAAGGACGCGGAGCCGGCGGUGGCGGCGCCCGCAAAGGCGGCCACUCCGAGACCAACCAAGCCAAAGUUGUCAGAGGAAGAGGAGACGGCAUUGCUGCAUACGUCCCAGCUACAGGCCUUCAUCCGACGGUCAAAACUACCCGCACUCCUCUCCUACCUCACCAACAACGACCUCACCGCGGACUACGAAUUCCAGCCGAGGGAGCAGAACCACCACGCGCCGCGGCCGCUACACCUCGCCGCGUCCCAAAACUCUCCGCCACUCGUCCUGGGCCUCCUAACCAGAGGAGGCGCCAACCCUCUACUAAGGAACGCAGAGGGCAAGACGCCCUUCGAGCUCGCCGGCGACCGCUCCACGCGUGAUGCCUUCCGCGUCGCGCGGUCAGAGCUCGGCGAGGGCAAGUGGGCGUGGGACGACGCCAAGGUCCCCGCCGCCAUGACCAAGGCGGACGCAGAGCGGCGCGACGAGCGGGAGAAGCAGGACGUGGAGCGCAAGGAGGCGGACCGGCGAAUGGCCGAGGAGGAGCGGCUGCGCAAGGAAGGGCCGCGGGUCCCCACCGCCGCCGCCGCCGCCGGAAAGACGGGCCGGGGCGGCAGCGGUAGUAAUAUCCUGGGGGCUGGACUGGCCAAGACGCCGCAGGAGAGGAGAGAGGUCGAGGCGCGUGGGCUGACGCCGGAGAUGAGAAUGAAGCUCGAGAGGGAGAGGAGAGCGAGGGCGGCGGAGGAGCGGCUACGGAAGAUGAGGGAUGGAGUUUGAUUGACGUCACCCUGCUCAUAGCCGACAUAAGCAGCGCGGGAUACCCAGUGGCUGGCCUGCAUUUCUCAUGACAUUUCGCCCGGCACCUUAAAUGGACCAUAUCAUGGCCGAGUGAUGAGUGCAGCCGUGAAGCUCGUGGGAGCUCAAAGCCGUCUGCGCAAGCAUCGUGCGGGACAACUCGAUCGCGCAAAGUCGUCAAGUGGAUAUGUAGCUGGUCAUAAACAAGCUCUACAUAUACUGUGCGGCUGUCUAUUCACAGAGUCCAGGCUCAUGUGCUCUUACUCAUGUACUCGCAGCCCAACACCGAACUGAGCACAGCUGGGCACCCACGUCUCUCAAACGCUAGUACGAUGCAUCCGGCACUCUAUAGCUUGGCACCCUUCUUCUUUCGCCCCUGAGCCUCCCUUUCUUUGAGUAGUCGUCGGAGAAUCUUGCCGCUGGGGCUUUUUGGGAUGGCGUCGAUAAAUUCGACACCGCCCUUGAGCCACUUGUGUCGCGCCUUAUGAUCCUCCACGUGUUUGGAGAUGGCGGCGACAACGUCUGCAUCAGAUGCGCUGCCGAUGGCGGCCGUCGCCUUGACAACAUAUGCCUUGGGAACCUCGCCGGCGCGAUCGUCAGGGACAGGAAUGACGGUGCAGUCGGAAACGAACGGGUGUGCAAGGAGAUGCGCCUCAAGCUCGGCCGGGGCGACUUGAUGACCCUGGGAGGACAAGCGUCAGAAAGAAUCAGUGCCACUGUCGGUUAUUG